Pelmatolapia mariae (spotted tilapia) is the source of this 2645-nucleotide messenger RNA. RefSeq names its product gremlin 2, DAN family BMP antagonist a (gene grem2a). The record is from RefSeq and is a predicted model, not a curated record. The coding region runs from base 314 to 892 and encodes 192 amino acids. The transcript has 2 exons. Lineage: Eukaryota; Metazoa; Chordata; Actinopteri; Cichliformes; Cichlidae. Gene Ontology annotation, biological process: animal organ morphogenesis. Gene Ontology annotation, molecular function: receptor ligand activity; BMP binding.
ACUGCAGACAGUCUCCACGACACUAAGAUAUGGGCUUACUGUGACUGCAGUCUGGAGCUUAUUUUCUUAAUCUAAAAGCCAAAAAGAGAACAUUAGACUCAGAGAGAAAGACGUUGCCCAAGAGGAUGGGAAACUGAGCACGUCCCAAACUUUAAGAAGGGAACAAGAGGAGCAAGGACAAGCCUGAGGAUACCGCAGAUUAUGUUGCCAUGGAAACCGAAACUUGGAAGCGGACGCAAGGACCACUGAAGGUGGACGAUCUCCCUUGAAUGCAUCGUCGACACAUCACUGUCCCGCUGCACACAUAAAAAGAAUGCUGUGGAGAAUAACUAUCCCUGUCAUACUGGCUGGGGUGCUCUGCAUCACUGCAGAGACCAAAAAGUCCCGUCCUCAGGGAGCCAUCCCAUCUCCAUACAAGUCCAAAGGGAACCUGUCUGCAGACCGUCACCACCGAUUGCUUCAGCAGAAACCUGAGGUGCUAUCCUCUAGCCGGGAAGCCUUGGUUGUCACAGAGCGCCGUUACCUUCGCAGAGACUGGUGCAAGACCCAACCUCUUCGUCAGACAAUCAGUGAGGAGGGCUGCCGCAGCCGCACUGUGGUCAACCGUUUUUGCUAUGGCCAGUGUAACUCCUUCUACAUACCACGGCAUAUGGGUCCCAGCUCGAGUCAGGGACAGAGUCGAGGCCAAACCUCAGGCUCGGGAAGAAAAAACCACAACAAAGCCCAGGAGCCAUUUCAGUCCUGCUCCUUCUGUAGGCCACAUCGCAUCACACAGCUCACAGUGCAGCUAGACUGCCCAGACCUGCAGCCCCCUUUCAGACACCGCAAGGUGCAGAGAGUCAAACAGUGUCGCUGCAUGUCUGUGGAUGUGAGCGGCCAUGGGAAACUGUGAAGGGGGACUUAAAGGUCUUUUAAAUUUGGAAUGACAUCAUUUAUGUGCUGUCAGAGGCAGAAAUUCACAAACUUAGCCAAACAAGGACUGGCUUCAAGAGGAACUGUUCUGCAUCGUGUUGUACAAAGAAUGGCUUGUCUUGCAACAAAAUGAAACAUGGAACUAGAAAUACACAAAAGCUCAACAAUGAUUUAAUUAGAGAGUAGCAGCCAUGUUGACAUGCCAGUGCGGUUAAAAAAAAAGAAAAGAAUUAAAAAGAAUAAAUCAAGUGGCUGUGUAGAGACAGUGAUAAUAAAGCUGCUGGUGUUUAACAAUGGACAUUUUUUUAGUUUUAGCAUUUCAAAAACAUCACAUCUACCUAAAGAAGUCAAGAAAGUACCUCUUAAAAAUGACAGAACAUUAUGGACACUGAGGAUGGCCAAGCAAAAGGAAGUGCAUUAAAGUAAUGUCCAACUGUAUAAUUAGUGCAACCAAUGAAAACAGUCUUUGUAAAAUGUGUAUCUAUAGGUGGUUCUACAAUCUUAGACAGCUUGUCAGUAUCUUUUUGCCGUGUUUCACAAGUAUUCUGUUACCCUUUUUGUUUUGUCUUAACAUGAUGAUGUCAAAGAAAAGAUGAAGCAAUUCACAUCAUCCACCUGCUUGGAUACAAGCCUGAUUGUAUACUGUACAUUUUCCACAAAUAUACUAGCCAGGAGAAAAAAAAUAAAGAAAAAAACUGCAGCAUGUGUAAUGGAGUUGCAAUGCAAUGUAUACAAUAUAUACACGUGUGUUUUAAGUAUGUAAAAAUAUAUUAAAUCUAUUUCAUAUAAAACAAAGUGAUGUGUAGUUUAUCAUAUAACAAAUUAUAUGCAAACAGAAAUUGAUCACCAAUAACGGAAUUUUUAUCACAAAAAUCAGGGUAAUGUCUUUUAUUCAAUAAAUAUAUAUUCAUAUUAUUUUUAAUGGUCAGAUGUAUUCAGUCAAAACACAGUGCUGGUAUUGUACAUGAAAAUCACAUCACAUGAUUCUACUGCUGAUUUAGCCUAUGGAUAUUCACACUCUUUCACAUAACACAAAAGGUAAAACUAUCUGCAUAGGAAUUUGCUUGAAAGAAAGCAUAUUUACAUUAUUGUUGAAAAGAACAAUAGUGGGGAUUUAUCAGAUCACAUGACCUAGAAAGACAUGAUCUUUUAAAUGAAAAGCACUAAUAGAAGAGGUGCUGUAUGUAAAACACGUAAAAUUCGCAGUUGAUUCUGAAACACACCAGAUGAAAAUAUUGAAAGGAGUAACUUUGUUAUUUUUCAGGCCAUGUAAACAGACUUUUCUUCCCUGUUGGUAUCAUUGAAUCACAAUUGAUGCAUCUCAAAAAUAAGCUUUGUUCAACUCAUUUAAAGUCUCCACUAUGCAAUAAGGCACCAUAUAGAAAUAUUAUAAAAUCCUGUGCUUUUCACCAUCAAGGGAGAUGUGAAGACAACGUGUUAAUGGUUUUUCUAGAAACUGAGGGUUGGAAACGGCAAUAAAAAAUGGCUACAUAUUAUGUAUACUGAUAAAGCUUGAACGUAGUGUCACCAAAAAAAACAGAAAAGGAACACCAAGUAUUUAUAGCAAAUUUUCAUGCAACUUGAGUUCAGUAAUCAGCUUAGGGACCUUUUUAUAACACAGACUCGUUUCAUUUUGUGAAAUGGUGGGUAAGGACAUUAGCUUUAAUCCCAAGUUUAAACGAUACACUUUGAACCAGCUCACACUCGACAGCCCUAAACCAAUUGAAAACAAA